Messenger RNA from Hippocampus comes (tiger tail seahorse), 3531 nucleotides. RefSeq names its product solute carrier family 5 member 10 (gene slc5a10). Lineage: Eukaryota; Metazoa; Chordata; Actinopteri; Syngnathiformes; Syngnathidae. The record is from RefSeq and is a predicted model, not a curated record. The coding region runs from base 215 to 2119 and encodes 634 amino acids. Gene Ontology annotation, biological process: transmembrane transport. Gene Ontology annotation, cellular component: plasma membrane. The transcript has 15 exons. Gene Ontology annotation, molecular function: D-glucose:sodium symporter activity.
ACACAUGCUCACACACCUCCAAUUUCUGCCUAACUUUGAUGUCGACGGCUCGGCAAAGAAGGAGUGGGGUGAAUGUGUGCGACUGUGAUGCCUUCUUUUGGGGCUCACAAAAAAAGGGUGUGAGAUUUUAAAUGGGAAUAGAGAUUGGUUGAGGUUGAAAAAAAAAUACAUGUGAGGAUAAAUACAUGAAGAGAUAUUCUCCAAGUGUGCAAGGAUGUCCAAUUCCACCACCAAGUUUUACGCGCUGUCUCAAUCCUUCAGCUUCUCUGACAUCAUCGUCAUAGUAACCUACUUCCUUCUCAACCUGGCUGUGGGGAUCUGGUCUUCAUGUCGGGUGAGCAGAAACACAUUGAGUGGCUACUUCCUGGCAGGACGAGACAUGGCCUGGUGGCCGAUUGGGGCUUCCCUGUUUGCCAGUUCAGAGGGCUCGGGUCUGUUUAUCGGUCUGGCCGGGACGGGAGCUGCUGGGGGCAUCGCUGUCGCAGGCUUUGAAUGGAAUGCCACUUAUGUGUUGCUGGCUCUGGCCUGGGUGUUCGUUCCUGUCUACAUCUCCUCAGGGAUUGUGACAAUGCCCGAGUACCUGGGCCGGCGUUUCGGAGGCGAGAGGAUUCGAACCUACCUGGCUGUCCUCUCACUGCUUCUGUCAGUCUUCACAAAGAUAUCAACUGACCUCUACUCGGGAGCCCUGUUCGUGCAAGUGUGUCUGGGAUGGAACCUCUACUUGUCCACCGUUCUCAUGCUGGUAGUCACGGCGCUCUACACUAUCGCCGGUGGUCUUGCAGCUGUCAUCUACACCGACACGCUACAAACACUGGUGAUGAUUGUAGGGGCAAUUAUUCUCACAAUUACGGCUUUCAACAAGAUCGGCGGCUACAGUAACCUGGAGAAAGUGUACAGCAUGGCAGUGCCGAGCAAGAUCAUACCCAACAGUACCUGCCACCUGCCUCGACAAGACGCCAUGCAUCUGUUCCGAGACGCUGUCACGGGAGACUUGCCUUGGCCUGGCAUGACGCUCGGGCUCACCAUCCUGGCCACCUGGUACUGGUGCACCGAUCAGGUGAUCGUCCAACGAUCCCUCUCUGCAAAAAACAUGAGCCAUGUGAAGGGAGCGUCCAUCUUGGCUGCGUAUCUCAAGAUGCUGCCCUUCAUCUUCAUCAUCCUCCCGGGCAUGAUCAGCCGCGCUCUCUACCCAGACACGGUGGGAUGCGUGGACCCCGAGGAAUGUGUGCGGGUGUGUGGAGCUGAGGUGGGAUGCUCCAACAUCGCCUUCCCCAAACUCGUCAUUGAGCUCAUGCCAAGCGGCCUGCGUGGGCUCAUGAUAUCCGUGAUGAUGGCCGCUCUGAUGUCAUCACUGACCUCCAUCUUCAACAGCAGCUCCACACUGUUCACCAUGGACAUCUGGAAGAAGCACCGGCCCCGAGCCUCCGAGAGAGAAUUGCUUCUGGUCGGCAGGAUCGUGACGGUGAUCUUAGUGGUGGUGAGCGUGGUGUGGAUCCCCAUUUUGCAGUCCGCCAACAGUGGCCAGCUGUACGUUUACAUUCAGUCGGUGACCAGCUACCUGGCGCCGCCCGUCACGGCCGUCUUCACCCUGGCUGUCUUCUGGAAGAGAACCAACGAGCAGGGUGCAUUCUGGGGCCUUAUGGUGGGUUUGGUGGUGGGGGUAUGCAGGAUGGUGCUGGAGUUUGCCUUCCCCCCUGCCAGGUGCGGCAUAGUGGAUUUGGCUCCUGCGGUUCUGCGCCGCGUCCACUACCUCCACUUUGCCAUCUUGCUCUGCGGGCUCACCGCCGUGGUGGUCAUUGUGGUGUCGCUGUUGACACCGCCGCCGGGCCGCGAGCAGUUAAAGAACCUGACCUGGUGGACUCUGACAGAGGAGUCUCCCAGAGAAAUCCCUCUUCAGAAAAUGUCCUCUGUUGGUCACCGUAGUUCUCAAGACUCUGAGCCAGCACGUCAGAUGACUUGCGGUCACGGCCUCCGACUGUGCAUCGCAGCAAUUCGCCGCUUGCAGGAGACUCCCCGAGUUCCGAGCGUCCGCGAGAGCGCCUUCUGGUCGAGGUUCUGCUGCGCAAACGCUCUCCUACUGGUCGGCGUGAACAUUUUUCUCUACGCAUACUUCGCUUGAGCUUGAGCUUGAGCGCACAUCCUGCCUCGCCCCGAUUUCGCUGAGCACCAGGCAAUCUUUCCGGCAAGGAACCACAAACUCUGCGGCUCCCACCCUUGUCAGAGAGGGGGAGGGGUUUUGUUUUUGUUCACGAUAUUUCGGGUGCCUUCAAGUAUUUAAGUCCUCAUCAAAGUGACAUUGAUACGGUCGAUAAACUUAAAAUUUAAUCGAAGCUUUUUAUCGGUAAACGGAUUUGGCUUUCUCCAGACCAAGUUUAAUGUUUCAGAACUUUUUGCUCAACUUGCCGUUUUGCAGAAAAGAAGCUGCGGUUUAAAAUUCACUACAGGUAGUGUAGCCAUAAAUGGUCAGAUACAUUUUGAGUUCAUUUGAUAUUUUUGAUUUCAUGUGACCAAUUGAUCAAUGGUGCAAACGGAUGUUCUCAAAGGGAAGUGACCACAGUGGAUAGCCUGUCAAGAGUCAUCAGGAAGUUGCAACAAAGAUACUGGCGGACUGGAAGCAUCACAGAAGUGGACAUCUUCCUUUGAAAGUUGUGGAAAAAGUGCUGAAAUAUUUCAGUUUACAGAAGACCAAAUUAAGUUCACGUGUAAAGGUUAUAGUAAACUUUUGGUACUACCUGAAAUUUUAGCCAAAAGCCGUCAGUUUUUGUGAGUAGUGUAGAUGAGUAGCUAUAGAGUGUUUUCCUAAUGCUGAAAAAAUGACCACCCAAACCUUUUUUUUUUUUCUGUUAACUUUUAUUUGCGUUAAUCAGUCUCAACUUUGGGGAAAAAUUGAUCCAAUGCAUGAUCAAUUUUAGCAACUUCAAAACAUUUUGAUGUUUUAAAAAUGACAUUUUCUGAAUUUAAUUUUUUGUUUUUGUCAUUUGAUUGAUAAUUUGUGUUCCUCUCAAACCAUGAUUUUUAUUUGUUGUUUUGGCAACUAUGAUUAUGAGAAACGAUUUAACUCUGGAUACACAGUAAGAAACUGGAAACAUUAAAUGUGUGGCAAAUUUGAAUUGGGUUUUCUCAUUUUAGGGCAGUGGAGUUGUGGUUAGGAAGUCUACCACCUGAGAUCCUAAUCAGGACAAGCACUAUAAGAGAUGGUCUCAUUUUGAACGCAAAGGGAUGAACUCUUAAUUUUAGGUCUAUUAUGCAUUUUUUUGAAUCAUUUUAUGUUGUAUUCUCUGAUGUAUACAGGGGAGUGAGAGCUAUCAAAAUAGCAGUAGUAAAAUACAAUUCUUUAUACAUAUUUCUUGUAGAAGCUUGAUAAAACGGUGGCAGGACGAAAAACACGCAUUGCAACAUACAGGAUAUUUACUGAAAUAUAUUCUAUUUAAACUAUUAAAGAGUACGUCUGCGACUUGGUCAUCAUAUUAGAUCAUUUGAAAAGUUUAAAGCAUGUGCAAAUACUGCUAACUUCAAUUGCAUGAAAACAAA